UCUCUGUAGAAGCUAAUGUGACAAGGUCUGAUCUUUCGUUUUCUUCUGGAAGAAUCAAGCGUUUAUUUAAGUGUCAUUUUCUGUCAGAAUAUUUAAUUAUUCAAAGAACUAUAGUAAAAUGUUCGGACCAGGAGGUGCUCCGAUCGUAGUUUUAAGUCAGAAUACGAGACGUGAUUCCGGCCGGAAAGUACAAAGGGAAAAUAUUCAAGCCGGCAAGGCAAUCGCAGAUAUCAUUAGAACAUGUCUAGGACCGCAAGCUAUGUUAAAAAUGUUAAUGGAUCCAAUGGGAGGAAUAGUCAUGACCAACGAUGGAAAUGCUAUACUACGUGAAAUAACGGUACAACAUCCUGCUGGAAAAUCGAUGAUAGAAAUUGCAAGAACUCAAGACGAAGAAGUUGGUGAUGGUACAACGUCAGUUAUUGUAUUGGCAGGAGAAAUUUUGGCCAUAGCAGAACCUUUUCUUGAGCAGAACAUGCAUCCAACAAUUAUCAUCAGAGCAUUCCGUCAAGCUUUGGAAGAUAUGGUAACCAUUCUUAACGAUCAAGUCAGCAUAGACUUGGACACCAGUGAUAGAAGCAAACUUAUUCAAGUGAUUAGUUCUUGCGUAGGAACUAAAAUUUUUGGUCGUUGGCCUGAAUUAGCAUGUCAGAUAGCAUUAGAUGCAGUCUUGACUGUUAUGUAUGAAGAAGGAGGCAGGAAGGAGAUUGAUAUAAAACGUUAUGCGAAAAUAGAGAAAAUUCCUGGUGGUACUAUCGAAGAGAGUAUUGUACUCAAGGGAGUAAUGAUCAAUAAAGAUGUCACACAUCCAAAAAUGAAACGACAUAUUAAAAAUCCAAGAAUAGUUUUGUUGGAUUGCCCUCUGGAGUAUAAAAAGGGAGAGUCACAGACCAAUAUAGAAAUACUGAAAGAUACAGAUUUUACAAGGAUUUUAGAACUAGAAGAAGAGCACGUUAAAAAGAUUUGUGAGGACAUAAUAGCUGUGAAACCCACUGUGGUAUUCACAGAGAAAGGGGUAUCAGAUUUAGCUCAACAUUAUCUUGUGAAAGCUGGAAUCUCUGCUAUCCGUAGAUUGAGGAAGAGCGAUAUGAACAGAAUUGCUAGAGCUUGCGGUGCUACUGUUGUUAAUCGUACAGAAGAAUUAAGGGAAGAAGAUGUAGGUACUAAUGCUGGUCUGUUUGAAAUCAAAAAGGUUGGAGAUGAAUACUUCUGCUUUGUUACGGAAUGUAAAAAUCCCAAGGCAUGUACUAUAAUAUUGAGAGGCGCCAGUAAAGACAUUCUAAAUGAAACAGAGAGAAACCUACAAGAUGCUCUACAUGUUGGAAGAAAUCUUCUCAUUGAACCAAAAUUGGUGCCAGGUGGAGGAGCAGUAGAAAUGGCAGUAGCAAGACUUCUGGCAGAAAAAGCAUCAAGGCUUGCUGGCGUAGAACAAUGGCCUUACAAAGCUGUAUCACAGGCAUUAGAAAUUAUUCCAAGAACCCUUGCACAGAAUUGUGGAGCUAACACCAUUAGAACAAUGACUGCACUGCGUGCAAAACAUGCUACUGAGGGAAUGACAUGGGGUAUCGAUGGAGAAACUGGUCAAUUGGUAGAUAUGAAAGAGCGUGGUAUUUGGGAACCACUAUCUGUUAAGCUACAAACAUACAAAACGGCCGUUGAGACAGCUAUUUUGUUGUUAAGAAUUGAUGAUAUAGUAUCGGGAAGCAAGAAAAAGAAAGAUAACGAACCGGCAACGCCUGCACAAGUUUCAGAGGAAGCUAUGAAGGAUUGAAGACAUUAAAUUUUUAUAUUAUGCUCGAAAUGCUUUUAUUUGUCUUAACAUUUAAUAAUUCAUGUCCACGAUAAUGUUAAUGAAAUUCAAUUCAUGUUCACAGAAAUUAUUUGCUUGUCUGUAUGCAUUUUCGUACAAUAAAAAUACUUUGAUAAGCUAUUAAGAAGAAUGAUGCACGUACUGUAUUUAUCAAUAUACAUAUAUAUUGUUUUGAAGGGGCUGCUUUUUUUAUUGUAACAAGCUAACUUAGAUAAAACGUCUAUAAUUAGAGCAUAGCAAUCAAUUUGUCAUAUACUGCUUUGAUAGCAUUUUUGUACGAAACUUAAACAAAGAUGAAAAUAUAUUUCACAAUACCAAUAUUGAA
Megalopta genalis is the source of this 2132-nucleotide messenger RNA. RefSeq names its product chaperonin containing TCP1 subunit 3 (gene CCT3). Gene Ontology annotation, molecular function: ATP-dependent protein folding chaperone; ATP hydrolysis activity; ATP binding. Lineage: Eukaryota; Metazoa; Arthropoda; Insecta; Hymenoptera; Halictidae. The record is from RefSeq and is a predicted model, not a curated record. Gene Ontology annotation, biological process: protein folding.